Messenger RNA from Cadophora gregata, 2264 nucleotides. RefSeq lists its product as uncharacterized. The record is from RefSeq and is a predicted model, not a curated record. The transcript has 3 exons. Lineage: Eukaryota; Fungi; Ascomycota; Leotiomycetes; Helotiales; Ploettnerulaceae. Bases 762 to 2264 code for a protein of 500 amino acids.
UCUCUCUGGAAGCAGCAGAUCUCGCCCGUUUGCGCCGAUGCAGCAAAUACACUACUGUAACAUCGCUGACAGAAGAACGAGCGCCCAUUGGCCGAAUAGCCGUGACUCUGCCCUUCUUGACCUCGGCAUUGCGCCCAUUCCCCAGGAUCCCGCCAGCCCAUGCGGUCUCCGUCUUUAGGUCCGCGUGCAUCGUUGAACUAACAAAACCGACCUCGUUCUCCACCUUCUCCUCCUCUCUCUCACACAAUCCAAACUCACAAGUUCUCCCUCCUCUCCAUCCUCUCUUCCAAUCUCUCACACAUCCUGCAAAAUGACACCCAGAGUUAUUGUUGUUGGUGGUGGCUGUAAGCGCUUCAACCUCGAUGACCCCACUCAAUGGAUUCCUAACGUUUGAAUAAACAGUGUCCGGCCUCAGUGCUGCGCAUACCAUCUACCUGGCUGGUGGCAACGUGGUGGUUCUGGAUAAGCAAGGUUUCUUCGGCGGAAACUCUACAAAGGCCACUUCUGGCAUCAACGGAGCCCUGACUCGGACACAAGUCGACUCGAAGAUCCAAGACAGCGUCAAGCAAUUCUACGAUGAUACCCUCAAAUCCGCAAGAGACAAGGCCAGGCCAGAUCUGAUCAAGGUCUUGACAUACAAGUCCGCGGCGGCUGUUGAGUGGCUUCAGGAUGUGUUCAAUCUAGAUUUGACCCUCGUGUCGCGGCUAGGAGGUCACUCCCAGCCAAGAACACACAGAGGGCACGAUGCGAAAUUCCCUGGUAUGGCCAUCACAUAUGCGUUGAUGCAAAGACUCGAGGAGCUCGCAGAACAGGAACCUGAGCGUGUACAAAUCAUCAAGAAGGCCCGCGUUACCGGACUGAACAAGGACGGAAACAAGAUCACUGGUGUCUCAUAUGAGUUCGGUGGCGAGACGGACACUAUUGAUGGCCCAGUCGUUUUGGCAACUGGUGGAUACGCAGCCGAUUUCACAGAGACCUCUCUUCUCAAGAAGUGGAGGCCAGAUACCUUUGACCUUGCAUCUACCAACGGCGUUCACGCGACCGGUGAUGGACAGAAGAUGGUCAUGGCUAUUGGAGGUAACGGAAUUGAUAUGGACAAGGUCCAGGUACAUCCUACCGGUCUUGUUGAUCCAAAAGAUCCCGGAUCCAAGUGGAAGUUUUUGGCCGCUGAGGCUCUCCGUGGUGAGGGUGGUCUUCUCUUGAAUGGAGAUGGCAACCGUUUCUGCGACGAACUUGGUCACCGUGAUUACGUUUCCGGUGAGAUGUGGAAGGAGAAGGACAAGGGAAAAUUCCCCGUCCGCUUAAUUCUGAACUCAAAAGCCUCAAAUGUUCUCGACUUCCACACUCGCCACUACUCCGGCCGUGGUCUGAUGAAGAAGAUGACUGGCAAGGAGCUCGCAAAGGAGAUUGGCUGCACACCAGAGCACCUCCAAUCCACAUUCAGCGCAUAUAACGACAUUGCCGCAGGCAAGAAGAAGGAUCCAUACGGCAAGAAGUUCUUCCACAAUGGCCCAGUAAACGUUGAUGAUGACUUCCACGUUGCCGUCAUGGAGCCUGUCCUCCAUUUCACCAUGGGUGGUAUCGAGAUCAACGACAAGGCCGAGAUUCUCAACUCAGAAGGCAAGCCAUUCGAGGGUCUUUACGGAUGCGGCGAGGUAGCAGGAGGUGUCCACGGAGCCAACCGUCUCGGAGGCUCUUCUCUCCUCGGCUGCGUUGUUUACGGACGUGUUGCAGGCGACACUGCCAGCAACUACCUCUUCCAGAACGCCCUUAAGGGCAGCGCAGGUGCAUCAUCACGUCUCGGCCAAAUCUCCCUUCACAUCGACCCUUCGCAGCCAGGCAAGAUCUCCGUAGAGUGGGACAGCCAGGGUUCCAGCUCCGGAACGGGCUCCAAGCAAGCACAGCAGUCACAGUCUUCAGCCGGUCCUGUCAUGAGCAAGAAUGGCGACUCUUCCGACCCAGGAAAGGUCAGCAAGCCUAGCAAGCCCUCCGAGUUCAAGAUUCCCGAGAAGGAGUUUUCAAUGGAGGAAGUUGCUAAGCACAACAAGAAGGAGGAUCUCUGGGUUGUGGUCAAGGGCGUCGUGAUGGAUUUGUCUGAUUGGCUUGAUGAGCACCCAGGUGGACCACAGGCUAUCAUGAACUUCAUGGGUCGUGAUGCGACCGAGGAGUUUGAGAUGUUGCACGAUGAUGAGGUUAUUAGAAAGUACGCGCCUUCGCAGGUCAUUGGACGUGUGAAGGGCCAGAAGAUUACGCUGGAGGCAUAG